This is a messenger RNA of Puccinia triticina, 798 nucleotides long. RefSeq lists its product as uncharacterized. The transcript is spliced from 8 exons. Gene Ontology annotation, biological process: ubiquitin-dependent protein catabolic process. The record is from RefSeq and is a predicted model, not a curated record. Gene Ontology annotation, cellular component: nucleus; proteasome core complex; proteasome core complex, alpha-subunit complex. NCBI's taxonomy places the organism in Eukaryota, Fungi, Basidiomycota, Pucciniomycetes, Pucciniales, Pucciniaceae. The coding region runs from base 1 to 798 and encodes 265 amino acids.
AUGAGUCGUUCAUACGAUAGAGCUCUUACCGUGUUCUCACCUGAUGGUCAUUUGUUUCAGGUCGAAUAUGCUCUCGAAGCAGUGCAGAAAGGAACCUGUGCGGUUGGCGUGCGGGGUAAAUCAUGUGCGAUAUUGGGAGUAGAGAAGAAGUCGGUAUUGCAAUUGCAAGAUCCCAGGACCGUUCGAAAAGUAGCGAUGUUAGAUGAUCACGUUUGUCUGGCGUUUGCGGGCUUGACGGCAGACGCCAGAAUAUUGAUUGAUAAAGCUCGAACGGAGUGCCAGUCCCAUCGAUUGACUGUUGAAGACCCGGUUACAGUGGAAUACAUAACUCGCCAUAUCGCACAAAUCCAACAGCGAUACACUCAAUCUGGUGGUGUCAGACCGUUCGGAAUCUCAUGUCUUAUCAUUGGGUUCGAUGCCAAUGACAACGUCCCUCGUCUCUAUUCAACAGAACCCAGCGGAGUUUUUUCAUCGUGGAAGGCUAAUGCGAUCGGUAGAUCUUCGAAGACGGUCAAGGAAUUUUUAGAAAAGAAUUGGGCCGAAGGUCUUAGCACAGAGGAAUCAAUCAAACUAACUGUUCGCUCAUUACUCGAAGUUGUUCAAACUGGAGCGAAGAACAUCGAGUUGAGUAUAAUGGACGGUUUUGGAUCUUUCCGGCAAUUGAGCCUGAGUGAGUUAGAGGCGGUAGUUAGUGAGAUAGAGAAGGAAAAAGAGGUAGAACAACAACGAUUGCGAGAUCGCAGGGCUGCUACCGCUGCUAGUCAAGCCGCAAUGGGUCGAAGAGCUGGUGAUGAAUAG